Molecule: messenger RNA, 437 nt
Organism: Saprolegnia parasitica CBS 223.65
Lineage: Eukaryota; Oomycota; Saprolegniomycetes; Saprolegniales; Saprolegniaceae
Exons: 1
Coding region: 36-437 (133 amino acids)
Source: RefSeq, a predicted model, not a curated record
CAUUUGCAUCGCAACAUCCAUUCUUUUGUCGCACCAUGGUGCUAGUCGAGGUCGACGUCGACGACAUCCGCUGCGCCAUCUGCCUCGACGUGCUCACGACGCCCGCGACGCUCGCCUGCGGCCACUCGUUCGACCUGCGCUGCGUCCGCCGGCUACGCGCGUCGCCUUGCGCGAUCGCCUGUCCCGUCUGCCGUGCCCCGAUGAAGGCGUCCCAUCUGCAGGCGCUGCGCGUCAACACCUUCCUCGCCGCCCUCGUGCAGCGGGCCGCGCCGCUCGAGUAUGCGCAUGCCGUCACGUGCCUCGACGACUUGGCGCCGCCCGUCGUGGUCCUCGACGCCUCGCCGCCGCUGACCAAGAUGCCGGGCUUCCUCUUUGCCUGCUACGCGCUCAUCGUCGGCCUCAACGCCGUCGCCGUCUACCGACUCCUCUGCGUGUGA